This is a messenger RNA of Hippocampus comes (tiger tail seahorse), 2880 nucleotides long. RefSeq names its product layilin b (gene laynb). The record is from RefSeq and is a predicted model, not a curated record. Gene Ontology annotation, molecular function: hyaluronic acid binding. The transcript is spliced from 7 exons. NCBI's taxonomy places the organism in Eukaryota, Metazoa, Chordata, Actinopteri, Syngnathiformes, Syngnathidae. Bases 175 to 1284 code for a protein of 369 amino acids.
CAUGUGCACGACCCACUUUUCCAUCCCUUCCAUCACAUCUCAUUGCCAGUCUUGGUUCGCCCUUGCGCGUGUGCGUCACGGGGUACUUUUUAUCCAAAAAGAACGGCGCUAUUCAACAUCUUCGGUUGUUUUCGCAAGAACAGCGCCGCAGCACACCGACGUGAACAUGUCGAGAUGGAUUUUAUGAGGCUGUUCGGCGCCCUGAUCGCCUUCCUCUUCCACUACGGGUGCGCUUCUAAAAUCAAUGGGCAAAGGAUCUGCCGGCGAGGGACGGAGCGCCCAUGCUAUAAGGUCUCCUACAUCCAAGACAGCAGGCGGAGGCUGACAUUCCAAGAUGCCAGGCAGGCCUGCAGAGUGGAUGGAGGAGAACUCCUCAGCAUCGAAACAGAAAGUGAGCAGCGACUGAUCGAAAGAUUCAUACAGCAGCUCCACGCCGCCGAUGGAGAUUUCUGGAUUGGCCUUCGCCGCAGCCCACAGCGUUUUAGGACUGGCAACGCAAACCCGGGAUGCCCCUCGCAGUACUACUGGCUGGACGGGAGCAAAGCAAAGUUCAGGAACUGGCACUGGGACGAGCCUUCCUGUGGUGGGGAAAUGUGUGUGGUUCUCUACUACCAGCCCUCUGCACCACCUGAUGAGGAAGGCCAUUUCCUGUUCCAGUGGAAUGAUGACAACUGCAACACCAAGAACAACUAUGUUUGCAAAUAUCCCAAAGUGAAGACGGCGGUAUUUACCGAGGCAGGGAGACAGAACUCGGCACAUGCAGUUCCAACUGUGAUGCCAAAUAUAUUCUUCACAACAUCAAGUGGCAAGACGAUUAAAGUCGGAAUGCCUGAGUCAUCAGUGUCUUUCUCCGACAACCCCCUGUUUCUUCCCUACAUCCUGUACGCAACCAUUCCGGCUCUACUGCUGCUGUUGCUUGCAGUUUCUGGCUUCUUCUGUUACAAACAAGCUAAGCGGAGAAAGUCAGAGAGCAAAAGCUCCACUGGCCAACCAAAUCCGUGGAUGCCCACCGAAGCGUCAUCUUGCCCUAUUCAAGGACCCUAUGCCUUUAGUGACAUCACCAAACUUUCUCACCUCGUUCCGGACAACACCCUGCCAGCAGACUUCAAAACGAAAUACCCCUGCGCUCCUACAAAGGAACCCCAGUGGAAUGAUUACGAGAAUGUAUUAUUAGCGGACAGGGAGAGUGGCUUUGUGACUAAUGACAUCUACGAGACCAGCGGACCUCAGAGUCGACACUGUCGCCCUCAGCCUGGUUGGGUUGAAAAUGAGAUCUAUGGGUAGGAUGCUCCAGUCUUAGGCCGCCUGCCUGGUUCCAGCUAAGGAAUAUUACCCGGCCACGCUAAGGGACGCGGUGUUCUUUUUCCUCCUUUUGUCUUUUAUGUCACAUGACUGGUGCAGGUUACCUGAACAUGUGGCUGUGACUGGAAAGUAUAUCCACUUUGUGCAUCUGCAUCCAAGGUCCUACAGUGGAACUAAUAGGACUUGGAACUCUAUUCAUGUCAUACUUUAUAAUAUCGUAUAUGAUGGACAGAAUGUUGGAAUACACCUAUGGAUCAAUUAAUCUAUUUGUCCUCUUACCAAGACAGUCAAGACAAAUAUGUGCUUCCAAAUUUGUGGAACUAUAUUGAGGAGGCUUAUUUUUUCCCAUACCACCAUAACUGUAAUGCAAAAAGCAAGGUCCAAAAACAAAUUCCAUUCCAGCAGAACUUGAGGUGAUAUCAACCACCUCUUGGGUGAAACGGAUUGUGAACCAGGCCAACCAUCAUCAGUGACCUCACAAACCAAUUUUUCUGGAUAAAUGGACACACUCCUAUUUCACACAGCCUGUAAAUGCCAGCACCUUUCCGAAUUGGAGGCAGCAUCAGAGACAGAACUGAGGCAAGACACUGUCACACUGCGAAACAUACGAUCCCGCCAGUGUAAAAUGUUUGCUUCACGGAAUCCAUGACAGGUACCAUACUUUCUUCAGCUGACAAUUCCUGUUGUUCUAACAGCCAAUACUUCUGUUCCUAUAAUGUAUUAAUUCAAAUGUAUUAUGACUAAUGAGGAAACAAUUGUUAAACAUGUAAUUUUUUUGUAUAAUUGCGUCCAUACUUGUGAUGCUACCAAGCUAGCUAUGCCCAUUGAAAUGGUAUUAUAUCUGCUAAGGUCCACAAAAGCAGGUUUAAGGUCUCCUUGGCAGUGUUUUGUCUAAGGACAGUUUGAUAGAAUUAGAAUCAGGUGAUAGGAAAAGCCUCAGUCUUCUGUGACCCUCAACUCUGUGGCUGCCAUACAGUUGAUUAAAAUACUGUGGUGCAUUACAAGUUUAAUUCACUCCAUGGCACCGCUUGUAACUCAAAUCACUCAUAUCUCAAAUCAACGUUGCCUUUCGAAAUGAAUGGAAAUGCCAUAAAACUGUUUCAGUCCCUCCCCCAAAAAACAUCUUCGUAAUGUUUUUAACAGAGAAACUAGUACUGUAUUGUACAAUAUGAAAACAAAUACAGAAAAAAAAAAGAUUUUAAAAAAUAAACUCGUUUUAUGAAGUAUAAUUAAGCUGAAAGUCACACAGCCACAGGACCAUUAAUAUGUUAUGUCUUGAAAUGCGAUCGCCUUGAGAUAGCCUUGUAACUCUCCUCUAGCUCACUCUCUCUUCCCUGCGCGUGAGCUCCUGCAUUGAGGACUGAGGAGGGUCCCCUAACCACCGAGAUAUCAGCGGAUGCUGCGCACACUUUCCAGAGUUUCUUCAUAGCACAAUCACUUGCACGGUUCACUUUCCUGGGAGCCAUAAUGGGGGCUAAUAUACAGCGCACAGAUGUUUGCACUGUGUGACAGAAAGCACAGUAUUCCGUGUGGAUGUCAGGAAGUAUAGUUCGCAACCCGAGCAAAAAUGAUCCCCCC